AUGCCCGGCCUUGGGCAGCCGUUGGGGCCGGUCACAAAGGGAAAGAACUAUCCCCUCCUUCCCCCUCUCCCCUCCCCGCAACUUGCCACUACGAAAAACGCCGCCGAUAAAACACCGAUAAUCGCCAAAAGACGUCACCUGGGGAUGCCGGAAGAGAAGUUCUGGUAUCGUGUUAGCGUUUUUUUCUUUAUCAUCGGGAAACGGUGUCAGGCAUCCAACUAUAGAAAACCUGGCUUAAGUACAGCCCAACGGAAGAAAAGUGGCUUGAAACCUGAACUUACAGAAGAGCAAAAGCAAGAGAUAAGAGAAGCUUUUGAUUUGUUUGAUACUGAUGGAUCUGGAAGCAUCGACAUAAAAGAACUGAAGGUUGCGAUGCGUGCCUUAGGCUUUGAGCCAAAGAAGGAAGAGAUUAAGAAAAUGAUAGCAGAUAUUGACAAAGAAGGAAGCGGCACCAUUGACUUUGAAGACUUUUUGUCUAUGAUGACACAAAAAAUGAGUGAAAAGGACUCAAAGGAAGAAAUCUUGAAAGCUUUCAGGUUAUUUGAUGAUGAUGGGACAGGAAAAAUUUCAUUCAAAAACUUGAAAAGAGUUGCCAAGGAGCUGGGAGAAAAUUUAACUGAUGAAGAACUUCAGGAAAUGAUUGACGAAGCUGAUCGAGAUGGAGAUGGAGAAGUGAGCGAGCAAGAAUUUUUGAGAAUUAUGAAGAAAACUAGCUUAUAUUAAUAUUUGUUGCCUUGCUGUACAGUGGCUCCAAAAGAUAACCUAGAAAAGACUUUAAAAACUGGGCUUGUGUCUCCUGCAUGUUUUCUGUCAUAGAAAGAAAGUAUGAAAGGACAGAUAUUUGGUUAAUUCUUUUUCAGCAAAGUUAAUUGGGGAAGGGAGGGCUUCAGCACCCAUAACCGUAGAAAUGAGAUACUGCAGAAGUGAGAAAGAAGGAUGACCUGAGCCUGCAAGGCAGGGUCCCUUACCCU
Apaloderma vittatum (bar-tailed trogon) is the source of this 971-nucleotide messenger RNA. RefSeq names its product caltractin. Gene Ontology annotation, molecular function: calcium ion binding. The transcript is spliced from 6 exons. Gene Ontology annotation, biological process: centriole replication; mitotic cell cycle; nucleotide-excision repair. Lineage: Eukaryota; Metazoa; Chordata; Aves; Trogoniformes; Trogonidae. Gene Ontology annotation, cellular component: centrosome; centriole. The record is from RefSeq and is a predicted model, not a curated record. Bases 1 to 723 code for a protein of 240 amino acids.